GAACCGCGUACUGAUCCCAACGCUGCAAUCAUGAUCUGGCGAAGGAUUUUAGGAAUAAUUCUUUUUCUUGACUUUGCAUUGAAUGUGUGCUUGUCACGGCAGUUAAGUGUACGAAAUCCACAGCUUCCGGUAAGUAGCACUCGAGUAUGGCGAGCAAAUGGAUCCAGUCGAGAUAUCAUGGGUGGUGCUAUAUCUACGAUAGGCAACACACCUGAAUUUUCGGGUCAUAAUCGUUAUAUUUCAUUUCCACAUCGCAGACACAGAGUCGAUUACUCUGAACAAGCGCAACGGUCCAAUCUGCAGGAUCCCGUGCUCAGUGAACGUCAUGACAAUGAAAGAAGUGUUGGAGGAACCGCAUUAAAGCAAAGAAGGAAAAAGACAUUCAAACAGAUAGUUCAAGAAAAGUUAGUUAUACAAAUCAUACAUCAUUACAUUGCCUGGGAUAUUUGUACAGUUCCCGUCGAGAAGGCGGCUACCUUCGUCUUGCCUAGCUCGAUAUUUCUGUCCACCGCUGUUGAACGCUUUUGUGCUGCUAGAGUGUUUAAACUGCUGAAACCCGUUUUACAACCCGUAGUGAGCAAAUUGAAUCAGGGUAUAGAAAAGAGAGUUGGACCAGAGGCCGAGGAGCGGAAACAAAAUAUAAUCUUCAAGAGAUACGGAUUGUCCACAUAGUGCCACCAAGAGUCAACAAAUAAUGACAACAACCAUCAACUACAGCUAUGGGAUCGCACAACGUUACACGAUGUGCGAUGUACGCACGAUGUGUGCACGUUGUGUGAACGAUGUGUG
Molecule: messenger RNA, 789 nt
Organism: Mizuhopecten yessoensis (Yesso scallop)
Lineage: Eukaryota; Metazoa; Mollusca; Bivalvia; Pectinida; Pectinidae
Exons: 4
Coding region: 31-672 (213 amino acids)
Source: RefSeq, a predicted model, not a curated record